Messenger RNA from Hordeum vulgare subsp. vulgare (domesticated barley), 1649 nucleotides. Its product is annotated as glycosylinositol phosphorylceramide mannosyl transferase 1. Gene Ontology annotation, molecular function: glycosyltransferase activity. Gene Ontology annotation, cellular component: membrane. The record is from RefSeq and is a predicted model, not a curated record. The coding region runs from base 355 to 1377 and encodes 340 amino acids. NCBI's taxonomy places the organism in Eukaryota, Viridiplantae, Streptophyta, Magnoliopsida, Poales, Poaceae. The transcript is spliced from 5 exons.
CGAGGGAACUGUCCCUUUUACGCUGCCACCUGCUCCAGGCAGCUGAAGCGAGCUCAGCCUCAGCUCAACCACCCGUAGAUUCUUCCGCUGCAUCUGCAUUAGGAAAAGCAAAGCGAGCUCGGCUCAAGUCAGCUCUCGCUUCCCCCAGCUCCGCCGCUGGCGUCGAGCGAGCCAAUUGACCAGUACCAGUACUACUACUACUUCAGUGUCGCCAUCGCCAGUCAGGUGGCGUCCACUGGACGCACGCCAAGGCCUCGCCACGCACGCUCGCCGUGAAAGCUCGGUCCCUCUCUUCUUCUUCAUCUGCCCGCGGCUGCCUCCGCGAAGCCAUCGUCUUGGGGAGUGCUGCCUGUGAUGCUGGGGAUGGCCAAGCAGCUGCUGCAGCUGCAGGCCGCCGCGACGCACCGGAGGAACGGCGCCGGCCGCCGCCAGCUCCUCGCCCCCGUGCUCCCUCGCCACGCUCCCGCGGCCAGAGCCGGCAGGUUCGCCGCCUGCUUCCUCGCGUGCCUGCUCGCUCUCGCCGCCGGCGCCGUCCUCACGCUCUGCGUCACGGUCCACCGCCCGGAGCCUGAUGCCGUCUCCGACGCCUCGCCCCGCGGCAGCGGCUACGCCGUGGUGAUCAACACGUGGAAGCGCUACGGCCUCCUCAAGAAAGCCGUCCAGCACUACUCCGGCUGCGCGGGCGUGGACGCCGUCCACGUCGUGUGGAGCGAGCCGCGGGAGCCUCCCGAGGCCCUGCGCCGGAGGGUCCUCAACUGCACCCAGGCCGCCGUGGAGGUGCGGUUCGUGAUGAACAGGGGCGACGACAGCCUCAACAACAGGUUCAGGCCGAUCCAGGGGCUCAGGACGGACGCCAUCUUCUCCGUCGACGACGACCUCAUCGUGCCGUGCUCCACGCUGCGGUUCGCCUUCGGCGUCUGGCAGAGCGCGCCCUCUGCCAUGGUCGGCUUCGUGCCCCGAAUGCACUGGCCUACUGACCCGAGAGGCAACACUAAGGAGUACAGAUAUGGAAGCUGGUGGUCAGUUUGGAGGACAGGGACAUACAGCAUGGUACUUUCCAAAGCGAGUUUUCUCCAUAAGCGGUAUUUGGAUCUAUAUACCAACCACAUGCUACCGUCGAUUCGCGAUUAUGUGACAGAGAAUAGGAAUUGUGAGGACAUUGCUAUGUCUUUUCUUGUUGCAAAUGUGACCGGAGCUCCACCAAUAUGGGUCCAAGGAAGAAUUUUUGAGAUCGGAUCGGCCGGCAUCAGCAGUCUAAAAGGCCACGAUUUGCGGAGAUCUAGAUGUUUGAAUGCAUUUGUUUCCAUGUAUGGCCAUAUGCCCCUGGUAGCGACUACAGUCAAGGCUGUUGAUAGCCGAACUAGCUGGUUUUGGUGAUAUGGUUUUAAGUUCAGUUUGGUUUAGCGUUAUUAUGCCUUCUCUUAGGUGCGGCCUAGCACAUAUUACCAGGUUAGCAUACUUCUGCAUAGUUAUUCAGGUCCCAAGAAUACAGGUUGCAAGAUUAUACACAUAACGUGCUGAAUUCAAGAUAGAGUGGCCGUUUGCAAAGCUAUAGCUUUUUGUAAAUUAUGUGCAGGGGAGGUGAAACUAUUUAUGAAUUGUGACACUCCUCGAGUCAAGCGCAGUACAGAGUUCUGUUUUUUACUCUA